CCUCCUCGGGGUCUAAUGGCAGGAUGGCGGAGGCAGGGGGACCGGAGUCCGCCGCGGCCCGGUGCCUGGACGAGUCAUCGGACAGCGAGCCGGAGCAGGAGCCCGGAACCCCGCAGAAACUCAUCCGAAAGGUGUCCACGUCGGGCCAGAUCCGCAGCAAGACGGUGCUGAAGGAAGGAAACCUUUUGAAACAGACUAAUUCAUUCCAGCGCUGGAAGAGACGAUACUUCAAGCUGAGAGGAAGGACGCUGUACUACGCUCAGACUGCCAAAUCAAUCAUCUUUGACGAAGUCGACCUGACGGACGCCAGCGUCGCCGAGUCGAGCACCAAGAACGUCAACAACAGCUUCACUGUGAUCACCCCCUGCAGGCGCCUCAUUCUGUGUGCAGACAACAGGAAGGAGAUGGAGGAGUGGAUGGCAGCGCUGCGUAGCGUCCAGAACAGACAGAACUAUGAGUCCACCCAGUACAGCAUGGACCACUUCAGUGGGAUGCACAACUGGUACGCCUGUUCCCACGCCAGACCGACGUACUGCAACGUCUGCAGGGAGGCGCUGUCAGGAGUCACGUCUCACGGACUGUCCUGUGAAGUGUGUAAGUUUAAAGCCCACAAGCGUUGUGCGGUCAGAGCCACCAACAACUGUAAGUGGACAACUUUGGCAUCUAUUGGGAAGGACAUCAUCGAAGACGAGGACGGGGUGUCGAUGCCCCACCAGUGGCUGGAAGGGAACCUCCCGGUGUCGGCUAAGUGUAACGUCUGUGAUAAGACGUGUGGCAGCGUCCUCCGGCUGCAGGACUGGAGGUGUCUGUGGUGUAAGGCCAUGGUGCACUCGGGCUGUAAGGACCAGCUGUCCUCCAAGUGUCCUCUGGGUCAGUGCAAAGUGUCCGUCAUCCCUCCGACUGCCCUCAACAGCAUCGACUCAGACGGUUUCUGGAAGGCCUCCUGCCCUCCAUCCUGCACCAGUCCUCUGCUGGUGUUCGUCAACUCUAAAAGUGGAGACAAUCAGGGAGUGAAGUUCCUGCGACGCUUCAAGCAGCUGCUGAACCCGGCGCAGGUGUUCGACCUGAUGAACGGAGGACCUCACCUGGGUCUGCGUCUGUUCCAGAAGUUCGAUACGUUCAGGAUCCUGGUCUGUGGAGGAGACGGCAGCGUGGGCUGGGUUCUGUCUGAGAUCGAUGCUCUCACGCUGCACAAACAGUGUCAGCUGGGAGUUCUUCCUCUGGGGACCGGCAACGAUCUGGCCCGGGUUCUGGGCUGGGGAUCGGCCUGCGAUGACGACACUCAGCUGCCUCAGAUCCUGGAGAAACUGGAGCGAGCCAGCACCAAGAUGCUCGACAGGUGGAGCAUCAUGGUCUACGAGACAAAGUUUCCACGGCAACACUCUGCCUCCACCGUCACCGAGGACUGCAGCGAUGACUCCGAGGUCCAACAGAUUCUCACCUACGAGGACUCAGUGGCAGCUCACCUGUCCAAGAUCCUGACCUCAGACCAGCACUCUGUUGUCAUCUCCUCUGCCAAAGUUCUGUGUGAGACAGUGAAGGACUUCGUUGCUCGGGUCGGUAAAGCUUAUGAGAAGAACACAGAGAGCUCAGCGGAGUCCGAGGCCAUGGCCAAGAAGUGUGGCGUGCUGAAGGAGAAGCUGGACUCCCUCCUGAAGACUCUGAACGAGGAGUCUCAGGCAACCUCCGUCCUCCCCCAGGCUCCUCCCCCCACCAUCGCUGAGGAGCAGGAGGAGGUGGAGGGCGUCGUUCUGGCUCCUCCUCCUCCUCCUCAUGCCCCACCAAGCUCCGCCCCCUGCUCCCCAAGGACCACGCCCUCAUCUUCAGCAGUGGCCAUCUUUAAACCUCGAGAGCAGCUGAUGCUGAGAGCCAACAGCCUGAAGAAGGCCAUCCGACAGAUCAUCGAGCACACAGAGAAAGCUGUGGACGAGCAGAACGCUCAGACUCAGCAGCAGCAGGUUUUCUCUCUGAGUCGAGCUGAGGAAGAAGAGGGUCUGGUGGAAGAAGAUGAGGAGGAAGACAUGGACGAGGAGAAGAUGUCGCUGCAGUCGUCCUACAGCUCCAAAAACCGCAACACUCGCAGAGUCAGUAAGACUCCCUGCGAGAAGCUCAUCAGUAAAGGCAGCCUAUCACUGGGCAGUUCUGCGUCACUUCCUGUCCAGACAGGUAGCAGGGACAACAUGCCCAUGCUCAACACAAAGAUCCUCUAUCCAGGUUCUCUCUCCAGCAGUUCUGUCAUCAGUCGACUGCUGGUCAACGCCGACCCGUUCAGCUGCGACCCCGACAACAUGGACUGCUACACCGAGAAGUGUGUCAUGAACAACUACUUUGGUAUUGGACUGGACGCCAAGAUCUCUCUGGACUUCAACAACAAGAGAGACGAGCAUCCAGAGAAGUGCAGGAGUCGGACGAAGAACAUGAUGUGGUACGGAGUGUUGGGAACCAAGGAGCUGCUGCACAGAACCUACAAGAACCUGGAGCAGAGAGUCCUGCUGGAGUGUGAUGGACGUCCGAUCCCUCUGCCCAGUCUGCAGGGAAUCGCUGUGUUGAACAUCCCAAGUUACGCCGGAGGAACCAACUUCUGGGGAGGAACCAAAGAGGACGAUACAUUCACAGCUCCGUCCUUUGAUGAUAAGAUCUUGGAGGUGGUGGCCGUUUUCGGCAGCAUGCAGAUGGCCGUGUCCAGAGUCAUCAACCUGCAGCACCACCGCAUCGCACAGUGUCGGACAGUGAAGAUCACCAUCUUAGGGGAUGAGGGUGUCCCGGUCCAGGUGGACGGGGAAGCUUGGAUCCAGCCUCCAGGUUACAUUAAGAUCAUCCAUAAGAACCGAACCCAGACCCUGACCAGAGACCGGGCCUUUGAGAGCACCCUGAAGUCCUGGGAGAACAAGCAGAAAUGUGAGUUCACCCGGACUCCGCCCCCUCAGCCUCCCCAGCCGCCGCUGUCCUCCCAGCCGGAAAUCAUCUCCGAGGAAGAGGCGUCACUCAUCAGCGAGUUCGGUCAGGCAGCCGGAGCCCUCAUACACAGUAUUCGUGAGGUCGCUCAGUCUCACCACAGUAUGGAACAGGAACUGGCUCACGCCGUCAAUGCCAGCUCCAAGGCCAUGGACGUGGUCUACGCUGACUCUGAGAGCGCUGGGGCUCUGAGCUGCAGUGUGGUGGUUCAGAUGGUCAGCAACGUCAAAGCGUUACUCAGUGAGACUGAGCUGCUGUUGACUGGAAAGAUGUCCAUGCAGUUGGAUCCUCCUCAGCAGGAGCAGCUGAAUGCCGCUCUGGGUUCUGUAGCUCAGCAGCUCCGUCGGCUGUCUGAUGUUCCCUGGUUGUGUCCGUUCAUCGACCCGUCGGACCACGAGGGUCCUCUGAUAGAUUUUUCGAAACGCAGUCGGAGCGCUAAGUUUCGUCUCGUCCCGAAAUUCAAGAAAGACAAAAACAAUAAAAACAAGGAGACUUGUGCGACUCUUUCACUGCCAGUUCACCAGUGGGGGACGGAGGAGGUGGGGGCAUGGCUGGACUUUCUCUGUCUCACUGAGUAUAAGGACAUCUUUAUCGGACACGACGUCCGCGGAGCUGAGCUUAUCCACCUGGAGAGGAGGGACCUGAAGGAUCUUGGUGUGACGAAGGUGGGUCAUAUGAAGAGGAUCCUGCAGGGCAUCAGAGAGCUCAACAGGAACAGCAGUGCGAGCGAAGCCUAACUGCCACCAGCAACAGUUGCCUGCCCCCCUUCUUCCUCUGCUGCUACACCCCACCUCACCCACCUGACCUGACCUCCGACCUCUGACCCCGGACCAUCACGGCAGGUCUGUGGCAUCACACCUAAGGACUUGCUGUGAUUGGACUAGGAUCAGGACCAGAACUCGGUUCUGAAAAAAAAACUGACCAAACCUCUUCAUAGUGACUACCAGUCAGAUGAUCCGUCAGUGCCUUGUCAUCCCACCCACCAGCCAAUCAGUGAGGAGUCGGGUGGGGAGGGGAUUCAGAGCCAAACGUUUCUGAAGGGCUGCACCAGAGCCAUAAACCCUGUGAGCUGGUUCACAGCAGGACUGUGGAGACUGAAACCUGACGACGGACUCUGAGUUUUCAUCAACACUGUAAAAAAUCUUUAUCUGAGCAGCACAUUUUCUUGAAGGACCACAAACUUCUGUUUCUGCAGAUUGUUUCCUGAAAACACCACAGCAGCACCAUGAGUCUCUGUCCUGUCUGCACAAAGCUUCUAACUCUAUCAGCCAGAAAAAGUAGGCAAGUAGAAAAGUUCAAACACACCACUGUGUUUUUUGUGAUCACAUUUUUGACUAAGAUUUUCUGCAAGAACUUUAUUAGAAAAGUUUUUAUCUUGAAGCUCAACUAACAGCGAUCACUGAUUAGUGUUGGAGAGCACUGGUUCCUGCUGAAGAUGGAAACACCUCACAAUAGUAUUGAUUAAAACUCGGAAGCAGCUUCUCAAGGGUCCAAACAGCCGACAGAACCCGGAACCACAAACCAGACCUCAUCCCCACUGGGUUCUUUGUCCAGUUUCAGUGACAGAUUUUUAGAUUCUGUCGAGAAAUAAAGACUUUAAUGAAGAGACAAGGAGAUGUUUGUCCUCAGAGACUCUGGCUGCUGGUUAGAACCUGGACCGGGUCUCAGCAGGCGUCUUAUGAUCCGGAUCAGGCCGGCAUGGCUCCAGUCAGAGUUCAGGUCUUCAAGAUGUUGGUCGUCACCACAUCAGGAAGACUUUAGUUCCCUGCCAGCUGUCAUCUACCUGCCACCACCCGGCCUCACCUGACCAGCUGACCAAUCAGAACGCAGACGUGUUGGACCACGAUGCAGCAAAAACCCUUUAAACUGCAGCUCAGAGACUUUAGAGAAACUUCUUAUCUGCCAAUAGCGGACCACGGUGUUGGAGGCAGGGUCACAGAACAGACUGAUAGAUUUGUACUAAAAUAUAUUUAUUUCUUCUGAUGCUUAGAGUGUCUUAAAAAAAAAACAAGUUGUUGGGAGAGACGCUGGUGGACGGACCAGGUGAUCUGAUGGAAACCAAUCAGAUGCGUCUCCUGUCCGACAACUUCUUUCCGUUUUGUCUCUGUCUGCAAGUUUUGUUACGUGAUGUUCAGUUUCUUUCUUGACAAGCAACAAAACACAGAAUCUUCGAGCAGUUUACAGGAUUUCAUCGACAGUCGUCUGAAACUGUUUAAGGGACCAAACAAUCCGAUUAUUAUUUGAGCUGUCGGUAUUAAAGACAGUUUAAUUUAGUUAAAAACUAAAAGAGAUUAACGGAGACGAACCAUCGGACUCGCUCUCUGUGCAGUGACCUGAUUCUUCUUAACGUCUUAAAGCCUUAACUUCAACUGAAUCAGUGAACCGUCAUCAGUCGUUUCAGCUUCUCAUCAACUAAAACUCCAGCCUCUCUCCGGUUGCAGCUUCAUUUUCAUAUCAAUAUAUAAAUAUCAAUCUUAAAUUCAACCGUCGGUUUUUGACGUCUUCUGCACCAAACAUAUGCUGUUUUUCUGUGAAAGUGACUGAUGUGUUAAUUUGACAUCUCAAAAUGUAAGUUUUCCUCGACAAAAAGCAUCAAACUUGGUUUUAUUCAACAGAAACACUUAUCAGACUUUAUCAAACAUUACCUCAUCAUGAUUUUUGUCUAAAUGAUUGAGUAUGUAGCAUCAAAAUGUUUCCAUUGACGAGAAAAAAAGUCUUAAACGUAGAUCUUCUUUGACCGGCAGUUCAAAUCGCAGCAGUGAAAAGUCGGUAUGAAGUUUAGCAUUUACACGAUUUAUCAUUUCCAGGUUGUUGGACUGAAACCAAACUUUAUCAAGCGACGCCUUAAACCUCCCGUUGAUCACAGAUUUGUGUCAGCUGGCUUCACGAUGCAGUGUUUUAUCCUUUAAUCUGCCUUCAGUCGCUCUGCCUCGAUGUUUGCUCUGAAGAACUCAGAUAUUUGAUCAUUUAUAGAAAGUUCUCCUCAGAGUGGUGAUGUUUCAGCUGAACAGACUGACGAAGCUGCAGCUUCUUGUCUCUUUCUGCUGUCAAACACUGAGGCUUUAACCUUCACAUUAUCAGUGUUAAUGUUUGGCGAGCUGUUUUGACAUUUAUAUCUUGACUCUGACCCUAGAAUUUAAAUGAGAGAUAUCAACAAAGUCAUUCUGAUUUAUAAAAAACUUCAGCUGGAGAUAUCUGUGAUUCAGUUUGGACUAAAGAUAAUACUUGCAGACACCAAUUGUCAGACACUUAAAAUACAGAUCUGGAAUCAACAUUUCUAAUAUCAACGACAUGUUUCUGAUGAGAUAAAACCACAUCUUGAGAUAUCUGUAAUUCAGUGUAGACUACUCAAGACGACGCUUAUAAUGCAUUACUGACAUGUAAGACAUUUUGACAAAGCAGAAUUCUUGUUUGAGAUGUUUAAAACGUGAUUCUGAACAUUUCGAAACUAAUUUAAUGAACUAAAGAUGAUAUUUGCAGACACCAUUUAUCAGACAUUUAUAAUACAGACCUGACAUCCCUCAGAGACGCGCUUAUUAGCUGAGUUUGAUGAUCUGGAAUCAACAUUUCCAAUAGUUAAAACCACAUCUUGAGAUAUCUGUAAAUCAGUUUACUUAACAGACACUUAUAAUACUGUACUGACAUGGUAACAACACUUUGACGAUGCAAAAUUCCAGUUUGAGGUGUUUAAGACGCGAUUCUGAACAGUUCGAACCUAAUUUAAGGGUGUAAAAAGGACUGUAGAUUCAUUGAAUUGAGGGGAAUUAAAGGUAUCUUGAACUAGAAUCAUGACGAGACCAAAGUCAGUUGAACUGCAGAUAUCCAUAGUAAAAUAUAAAGUAAAAGUGACGUCCUGGAAGAAUAAAGAUGUGGGUUUGUGAAAUGUUCUUAGUAGAUUUCCAGUGUAGAUGUUAAAUGUUCAAACUGCUCCACUGUGACUUUAUUUGCUGCUUUGCUCACGUCUGCACGUUUUUGCUGUUUUUCACUUCAGACAGUGGUCAAAUGCCACGAAAAAGAAGCUGAAGUAUUGCUACCAGCUACACCAAAAUCCCCAAAAGAUGGUUUAUAUUUUUAGAACUGAAACACAAAGAAUCUUAAUAUCAUGUACACAAGAUUAUUUAAACACAAGGGCUCAGUUUUCCAAGCGUGGACGAAGCCAAAACAACUUGAUUGAAUCUUAAGUCUUUGACAAGACUGAAUUCAUGUGUGGAAAACUGACUCGGAUAUUUACUGUGGAUCUGUAUUGUAUCCAGGAUUAUUGCUCAAUAUCAGGUGUUGACACAGAAGCUAAAUAUUUCCGUCUUAGGAAGCUGAAACUUUGUCAAAUAAUUUCACGAGUGUCACUGCAACAGAAACGUCCCGUCAGCAUUUCACGACUUCGGUCUAGUUUCAGCGAUCGUGCGGGUGAGUUACAGGUGUUCAAACAACUUGUUGACUACCUGUGGUGCCUUGUUCAUUUCAAUCGGAGGUUCGUCCUCCGCUGUCGACCCACAUGUGUAUUUAUUGGAUAAUUUAUGGACUGAUCCUGAUACUGUACGCUGUCAUACCUCUGUUUGUACAUGCGCCCCCCGCUGGGCCGCCACUGUAAAUACAUGUUCUGUUUGUACAGAGAAACAUCGACACGUCCCCGAAAGAAAUAAAAGUUUCAUGUUGUCACUGGAGAAA
This is a messenger RNA of Amphiprion ocellaris (clown anemonefish), 7620 nucleotides long. RefSeq names its product diacylglycerol kinase delta. NCBI's taxonomy places the organism in Eukaryota, Metazoa, Chordata, Actinopteri, Pomacentridae. Gene Ontology annotation, biological process: intracellular signal transduction; lipid phosphorylation; diacylglycerol metabolic process. The coding region runs from base 24 to 3692 and encodes 1222 amino acids. The record is from RefSeq and is a predicted model, not a curated record. The transcript has 31 exons. Gene Ontology annotation, molecular function: protein heterodimerization activity; ATP-dependent diacylglycerol kinase activity; protein homodimerization activity.